Messenger RNA from Vitis riparia (riverbank grape), 1704 nucleotides. RefSeq lists its product as uncharacterized. NCBI's taxonomy places the organism in Eukaryota, Viridiplantae, Streptophyta, Magnoliopsida, Vitales, Vitaceae. The record is from RefSeq and is a predicted model, not a curated record. The transcript is spliced from 4 exons. Bases 780 to 1430 code for a protein of 216 amino acids.
GUUGGAAAUGGUGUAAAUGAUGUCAAUUUCAACUUGUGUCUUUCAUUUCUCUUCUUCUGUGUUAGGUACCUUGUAAGAGAAGGGAGUGUGCAAUGUGUUUGGUUAGUCGGGAAGUGUCGGAAAUAGUAGGAAAUUAAAGUUUUAAUGUUGUGUUUUUGUUGCCAUGGAUUUUGGGAUGGUAUAUAGAGCGUAGUGGAGUGUGUUUGGGGUUGUUUCCAGUUUUUGAAGACAAUAGAAAGUACAAUACCCAGAUUUUCUUAUCUUUGGUUUUCUUUUUUCUCCUUUCUCGGAAUCCAAACGGAGGGUUUGUGGCCGCCUUCUUUUUCUUCCCUUUAAUUGUUUAGUGCUGUAAAUAGCAUCGAAUAUCUCUCAGCUGAGUGUUUUCCCCAAUUUUUUCAAACAAAAAGAGCACUGUCUCAUUUUCUUUUCUUUUCCCUCUGUUUUCUCAGCAACCAGAGGGAGGGGUUGGGGCUUUGCAUUUUGCAAUUAGAAUUAAAUUCUUGAACUUUUUUCUCCCUCUCAACAUUUUUGUGUUCAUCUUUGCUUUCUUUAACUAGUUAAGGUUGGACUAAUGGCUAACUGUGUGUUUACCUGUUCUCCAUCUAUUGAUUCUGCUAUCCAAUGUGAGCUUCAAAAUUUUAAUUGUAAGCAAAGCUAAAAUUUUUAUGGAAGGAAAGCAACAUUUUCUUCCAAAAUGGUACAGUGCAGGAUAAUGCUGCAAUUGCUGGAGAAGAAAACAAAGGUUCGGUUGAGUGGUGGUUUUCGAUUUCUCAGACACCAUGCCUUGUUCCUCUAGAAUGGAUUUGUUAACAGAGCAGAAAUCUUCACAUUUAACUGAAGCCGGUGCUCUCAAGCCUCUCACAUCGGUCAUGGAUAUGACAGAUAGUUCUUUGAAGCUAUCAAAUCCCCAUCAUCCACUUUCACAUCAUCAUUACAAUCUCAGUCGUACGUUACUUUUAAGACGUUCACGGCAUCACUAUGGUCAUCAAUACUCUCGAAGGAAUUCAGCCAACCAUGCUGAUGCUUCAACUUCUCAUGGCAAGAUCACUCCUUCAUGUGAUGAGAAACUGUCCUUCAAGUUGGCUAACCAUUCCAAGUCAGACUUUGGACAACACACUGGGAGUAGGGAAAAAGCCUUUUUCCGGCCAGAAAGAAUUAGGUCAAGUUCAUCAGUGGUGGAUGCAGUAUCUCUUGAUAUGGUGAGGAUGGUUUGUGGAAUAUGUCAGAGGCCAUUAAGGCGGAAACCUUACUGUCUAGAAAAUGUACUCUCUUCAAGUGAGCUCUCUGUUGUGGCAGUUUUAGUUUGUGGUCAUGUUUAUCAUGCAGACUGUUUGGAGCAGAGAACAUGUCAUGAAGAUAGACAGGACCCGCCCUGCCCAUUAUGUGUGGGCUUGCUCUCCAAGGUUGAUGACUCAGGAGGACAGGAAUAACCGUACAUAUACUGACUUAAUACAAGAAACAUAACAUAUUCAGAGGGAAAUAUAGGUGUUUUAUAUAUCUCAGACUGAAUGUUCCGUGAGGUAGGAGUUUUACCCUGCUUUUAGUGCAAAUUGCUAUCUAUUUGAUUUAGUUUUCAAAUGUUCUGCUAGGCAGAUCAGAAAAGCACCUAUGUCGUGUUCCUGCAAAUGAUACAUGUAAAUUGAAGUAAUUCUAUUUGGAUGCCAUUAAUAAUGUAAAUUGCAUUCCCUUGUGAUUAUUGAUUUA